Rhopalosiphum padi (bird cherry-oat aphid) is the source of this 1941-nucleotide messenger RNA. RefSeq names its product WD repeat domain phosphoinositide-interacting protein 4-like. The transcript has 7 exons. Gene Ontology annotation, cellular component: extrinsic component of membrane; cytosol; phagophore assembly site membrane. The record is from RefSeq and is a predicted model, not a curated record. Gene Ontology annotation, molecular function: protein binding; phosphatidylinositol-3,5-bisphosphate binding; phosphatidylinositol-3-phosphate binding. The coding region runs from base 288 to 1313 and encodes 341 amino acids. Gene Ontology annotation, biological process: autophagy of mitochondrion; nucleophagy; protein lipidation. Lineage: Eukaryota; Metazoa; Arthropoda; Insecta; Hemiptera; Aphididae.
UACCACGGCUGUAAACAUUAUCUACAAACGUGCGCAGUACCACCGAACAACUACAUACUACUGAAUUACGUGUGAACGUGAUGGAUUGCGGUGAUUACGAUAACAUGAUUUACAGUACCCAACGUUAAUGACGAAUUCUUUUGUUAUUUGUGCGUUUUAGAAUUUUCGUUUUUUAAGGAGUUUUCGAAAUUCGAAUGGGCUUGGUGCGAACUGUGCGUGUAAAGAUUAUAUUACUAUUAAUAUAAAUAUUGUCUCUGUGACUAUUGGCGGUCUCAAACUAUAAAAACAUGAAUGAAAAAGGCAUAAUCAGUUUAAGUUUCAAUCAAGAUCGUACUUGUUUCGCCUGUUGUACUGAAACUGGCUUAAGAAUUUACAAUGUUGAACCUGUAUCACCAAGAGAAAAGUUCGAUUUUGGUGGUGUAUCGAAAUGUGAGAUGCUCAAUCGAACAAAUCUUUUUGCCAUAAUUGCUGGUGGAAAAUACCCAAAAUAUUCUCAGAACACUGUACUGAUCUAUGAUGCUUUGUUGCAAAAAUUUGUGAUGGAAAUUACUUGUGCCUCCAGUGUAAAAUCUGUACGAAUGAGGAGAAACAAAAUAAUAGUUGUAACUAUGGACAAGAUAUCUGUUUUUACAUUUCCUUCAGUUGUUAAGCACAUAAUCAAUUUGGAAACUCGUCCAAACCCGAUGGGAUUGUGUGAAAUCACUCCUUUAGAAACAUCUACAAAGCAAAUUAUUGCAUAUCCUGGAAAUAAAAUCGGUAGCAUUCAUAUUAUGGAUGUUUCAAAUUUAGAAGCAACAAGUUCUAGCGCUCCGGCAAUACUCAAUGCUCAUCAGGGAGAGAUUUCAUGUUUGGCUAUUAAUCCACUCGGUACACUUAUAGCUAGUGCAAGUUCCAAAGGAACCUUAAUCAGAAUCUGGGAUACUUCUCAUAAAGUCAAAGUUGCUGAACUAAGACGUGGGUCAGAUACAGCAACAUUAUACUGCUUAAACUUCAGUCCUAAUUCAGAAUUUUUAUGCUGCUCAAGUGACAAGGGCACAAUUCAUAUAUUUGCAGUGAUAGAAUCUGACUUAAAUCGCCGAUCUAGUCUAUCACCAUUUAGUUUUUUCAGUUCUUACUGUCAAUCACAAUGGGCUUUGGCUACUUUUACAGUACCUCCAGAAGUGGGCUGUAUUUGUACUUUUUUGACUCUAGAUACUGUUGCUGCUAUUUGUCUUGACGGUACUUAUCACAAGUUUGGAUUUUCUAAAGACGGUACUAGCAGACGUAGAGCGUUUCAAAUAUAUUUACACAAUUGUGAAGAUGAAGAAAUUUAAAUUUUUUUUUUUUUGACUUGGAAUUUUCUAUUAUAUAAAUCUAUUUAUGUACCAUAAGUUACUCCUAAUUCAUUUUAAAAUAAAUUUAUGUAACAACCGUGUAAAAAAAAAAUAAACAUUUAAUUGAUUUAUAUUUUUUUUUGCUUAUACAUUAUGUGUAAUACAAAUGUUAUACUUUUUUUGGUUUUAAAAUUUUAAUUUAGUUCAAAAAUAAUGUUUUUUAUAUUAUAAACUUAAACAUAUUAUUGAUUAGUGGAAGUUCAAAACUUUUUUUGUUACACAUUUUCCAUAUCUUAUAGAUAUUGUAAUUAAUGUAAUUAUUUGUUUUUAGUUUGGUAUUUAAUUUUAAUGAUGAUCUAUAUUGUACGUUGAAUUCAAAUUUUAUUACGUUAUAUACAAUUAUGUUUUUAUUUUAUAUAUAGUUAUUAAGAAUAAUUUAUACUGUACGUCUUUUUAGCUAUAUUAUUAUGUAAUAACUAUUAUCUUGAAAACAAUUAUAAUUUAUUGAUUUUGUCUUUUUUUUAUGUGGAAUAACAUAAUGUAACUGUUGUCUACUGCGUAAUAUUUACGUGUAUACUUUACUGUGUUUAUUUUGCAAAAAAAAAGAUACUUGAGAUGAUUAUUUUUA